UUCGCAGGGCGUCUUUGGGUGUGAGUGAGCGAUGGCAUUUGCGGAUGAUGUCCGCAAGAGCGACCGCUGUGAAGCGUGAUGCCUGUGAUAUAUAUAAAAAGAAAAAAGUGCAUGUGAAAGCGUGAUUAUACUUGUGCCGGUAUCCAUACAAAAUGAUAACGGUGGACGGCGCGGAUGGCGGAAAAAAGGCGGCGGAAGGCGAUCGAGGAUCUCGGAAACGGUGCACACGUGGUGGCAAGAAUAGCACCACCAACAACCACCACAGCAGUCCCAGUAAAAACGAUAGCAGUGCGAAUCGCGAGGAGACCGUAGACGGCGAGGGUGUGAUCGUGGAGGAUGUCGUGAUGCAUGUGGCGGGGCGGAAGGGUCCCCUUCGUGGAAAUGUUUGGAAGUCCUCAGACGGGGAAUACAUUCAGUACAAAUGCGUCGACGAUGGUGUCAUCUAUCGGCCGGGUGAUGCCGUCUACAUCGAGAGCCAGCACAGCGAUCAGCCUUAUUUCAUCAGCUCCAUCCAAGACUUUAAAAAGAGUAAGAGAGAUCACUUGAUGGUACACAUCAAGUGGUUCUACAGGCCCUCUGAAGUACCUGAAACUGUAUAUCAGCUCCUUGUGCAGGAUCGAAAUACUGAGCACCAUUGGGAGAGCAAGAUUAGUAAAGAUCCUGUGGUUCGAUCAAGAGAACUCUUCAUAUCGGAUGCAGCAGACACUUAUCCAGUCUCUGUACUAAGAGGAGUGUGCAGGGUGUUUCACCUUGCUGACAUUGCAGCCGUGAAGGGAUUUAGUCCUAUUCCAGAUUCUUUCUUCUACGUUUUGGGCUACAAUCCUGAGACGAGGAGGCUGGCAUCAACCCAGGGCGAGAUCCGGGUGGGCCCCUCGCAUCAGGCCCGUCUGCCCGAGUUGCGAGCCGGGGUGACUCCGGGUCAAAUGCCAGAGAAGUGUGAAGACAGAGAGGAACCCAAGUGGCGAUCUGGUUUGACUGGUGACGGGGAUCUGUUGAUGUAUUUAAGAGCAGCUCGCUCCAUGGCUGCUUUUGCUGGGAUGUGUGAUGGUGGUUCACCUGAUGAUGGGUGUUUUGCUGCAUCUCGUGAUGACACAACAAUAAAUGCUCUGGAUGUGUUGCACCAGAGUAGGUAUGAUCCAGGAAAGGCUCUUCAGGCCUUAGUCAAAUGUCCUGUUCCAAAGGGCAUUGACAAGAAAUGGACUGAUGAGGAGACGAAACGAUUUGUGAAAGGCCUACGGCAGUUUGGUAAAGAUUUCUUCCGCAUUCGUAUCGAGUUUUUGCCACAUAAGGAGACUGCUGAUCUAGUGGAAUUUUAUUACCUAUGGAAGAAGACGCCGGGUGCAAAGAGCAGUCGUCCACAUAGACGUCAGCGCAUCCAAAAUACCCUGAAGAGGAUCAGAGCUAAUCGAACCAACAAGAAUCAGAAAGAUGAAGCUGAUAUGAGCUCAGCCAGUGAAGAAGAUAAUGAAUCAGAAGAUUCAGACUCAAGGGAUGGGAAUGGCUAUAGAUGCAAACACUGCCUGAUCACUGAGUCUAGAGAUUGGCACCAUGCAGGGAAGGAUAAGAUUCUUCUCUGCUCAGACUGUCGUCUGCAUUUUAAGAAAUAUGGCGAGCUUCCACUGACAAAAGACCAGGAGAAGUCUGAGGGAGACACUGAGAAUGAUGGGGACCUGGGUCCACCUACUCCACCACCAGCUGACUUCCUGUUCAGACCUGUGAAAGAGGAUGAUAGUCCACUGGCUAAGUCAGACAAUGGGAACCACAAAGAACAGAGUGGAUCAAGUGACAGCCCAAGUGAUUCUGAGCCCAAGGAUGAGAAGUCCCCUGAGGAGAGUGGGAGCAGUCAGAGUACCAGCCCCACCUUGGGCCAUACACCCAGCAAGGAAAUGGAAUCAGUUCCACCUAAGGGCACCAAGAGGAGCAUAGAUAAUUCACCUGCAGAAUCUCUUGAGGAGUAUCCUAAAAAGAAGAAACCUAACGAAUCAGAUGAGGUUGAUGAGCCGGUUGUUCCUGAAAUGAAGAAUCUCUCCCAAGAAGGAGACAGAGAAAGCAUGAUCAUUGCACCCCAACCAGCUGUGAUUUCAAAAGCAGAUGAUAAAUUAAUGUCUCCUGGACCUCAAUCUCUUGACAUGAAAUCCAGUGGCACCCCAGCUUCUCCCAAAUUUUCUGCAGCAGCCAUCCAGGCAGAUCUCUCAUCCCCCUCAGAUGUAAAGGCAGAGGAACCACCUCCACCUGUCACAACCUCCAGCCUGUCUACCCCAUCCAUCAUGACCCCCUUGCACGUCCAGACAUCAGGGAGUGUGAUUCACACUGUGGCUUCUGUAAAGGUGGAGCAGGUUUCACCCUCUAUUGGGUCUAGUACCAACAGAGAUGUCCUUGCAACAAUGGCUUCUGACAUGAAAUGCUUACCUGUGAAGCGGGAAUAUUCUGAGGCAUCAAGCGUUGGGAUGAAGCCAGUGAUACCUAUACCCAGUCCAAUAAAUGCCUUUCCUCCACUGUCAACAACAACAACUCCAACUAGCAGUGCUCAUGCUCCUAUCACGUAUCCUUCUCUGGGUAUUCCUCCUCCACAUCAUGGUCCACAUUUCUUUCCUCCUCCCUCCUCCCUUGCUUAUCAUACUCCAUACUCCCUGUAUGGUUAUCCGUACCCUUAUGCAUAUACCCCAUACAUGCCAACACCAAAGAUACCGCCUGUGCCUUCGGCACCUCCAGCUCCCUCUAAGGAAAGUCCCCGACCAUCAUCUGCCUUGGGAGAGGUCAAAUCUCCUGCACAACAGCGUCCAGGAGACAGAACACUGGCUACAAAUCGUACAGCAGUCCCUCAGCGUCCAGGGUCCUCUCUGCAUCACCCUUCUUCUCAGCCUCUCCCUCCAACAACAAAUAUGUCAAAAACAUCAGCACUGCCUCAUGCUCCUGCAAGAGACAUUAAGGAGUUUGUGGCACCAGAGACCCAUGAUGGUGGUGGUGAAGAUGAUGAGGACAUAGCCAGUCCAGCUCAACAAAUACCUCGUGGCCCCAGUCCUGAGCCCAAGGUGGAGGAUUCUGAGUGUCAUCGUAGUGAAAGUGCCAUUUUCUUGAGGCAUUGGAACAGGGGAGAAGGGAACUCUUGUGCCCGCACAGACUUGACCUUCAAACCAGUCCCUGAUUCCAAGUUAGCCAGAAAGCGAGAAGAGCGAUUGCGUCGACAGGCAGAGAAAGAGAAGGAAGAAAGAGAGAAGGCAGCCUUUCAGAAGAGUCAGAUGGGAGCAGGGGAGAAGAGGGAGACUCCCAAACCUUCUAUGCAUGGAGGUCCAAUUGAGAGCAUUACUUCACCUGCAUUUGACCGAUUCCGUGCACAAGGACCCUUCCCACCUGAUACUCCUGCGCUCAGACAACUGAGUGAAUAUGCACGACCACAUGGGAGUGGUGGCUUUUCUCCUGGGGGCACUCUCCCUCCUCGAACUAUGGGAUCCAUUCCACAUCCUGGGAUUGAUCCAUUGCUACAUCUGCAACUCGCUACAAGUCAUAGUCUCUACAGUGACCGAGCAAGGCCAGGAGUUAAUAGCAUGACUCUUCAUGAAAUCUGGAUUGGAAGGGCGGAGUUGGAGCAAAUGGAAAGAGAGAAACGAGAACGAGAGAUUCGAGAGAUGCAAGAACGGGAGCUCCGGGACCGCCUCAAGGACCCGCAUUGGUUGGAAAUGUGUCGGAGCAGAGGUCUCAUCCCUCAUGGAGCUGGAGUUCCUGGACCUCUUCCUUCACCAUCACCAUUGCCCUUUUAUCCUCCAGGAGUUAACGUACCUGCUCAGCUAGAAAGGGAACGACUUGAGAGAAUGGGGUUGUCACCGAGCUAUCAUGAGCUCCUGUCGUCAUCCAUGAUGGGCGGUCUUUCCCCAGAACGAUUCCAAGCCUUGGCAGGGGAUCCACUCAUGCGGCUUCAGAUGUCUGGCCUCAGUCCUGUCGAGAUGCACGCCCAUGCUCAUGCACAUACCCAUGCACAUGCUCAUGCACAUACUCACCUCCAUCUUCAUGGUGCUGGUGGCUCAGCUCCUGGACUACCAGAUGUUUCACCUGGGUUCCCUCAUGUCCCCAGAAGCACAGCAGGAGGAAGUUUUCCACCCCCUCGCCCUGGCAUGGGCUUGCCCCCUCAUCGUGACCCUGCUGCAGCAUCUCCACUUCCUCUCCUUCGCCCUUAUGAUGAACACCUCCAGUUGGCUCAGCAGCUGUCAGCACAUGAGCAGUUUCAGCGGCAACUACUUCUGGAGAGGGAAGUGCGGUUCCCACCUGGAGGUCCACCCCCACAUCUAAGCCACGUUUCUCUUAUGGUUCAACACGAAGAGUUCCUUCGGCAGCGAGAUCGUGAGAUGAAGGUGCGGGCCUUGGAAGAGGCUGCUCGAGGUGGCCGACCGCCUUGAAAUCCUGCUCUUGUGGUGAUUUAAGAUGACCUGAUGGUAUUUAUUGGUCAGUGUGGCGGAUUAUGAAUUAUUAUUAGCAUUUAUUAUUAUGGUUGUCAUUACUUAUUUAGUAUUUGUGCGAAUGGAUCUUGAUUUUUGUUCAGUGCACUGUGAGAGAG
This is a messenger RNA of Darwinula stevensoni, 4549 nucleotides long. The record is from the annotation of a GenBank genome assembly. Lineage: Eukaryota; Metazoa; Arthropoda; Ostracoda; Podocopida; Darwinulidae.